CAAUGCCCCUCGUGAGCCUGGCAUUCCAAUCAGGAAGUAUAAGACCACCCGGACUGCCACAUCACAGCUGUAUGGAGGAGGAUGUGCAGUGGACUACCAAUGUGAAAGCAGAACUGGAUCACAAGAAAUCUGAGCGUCGCAGAGCGCGAGCGAUGAAGCUGGGACAUAUAAAGUGGGACACACCUGAACAGGAAGAACCAGGCAGUGAACCCACCAAUCACAACGUUGAAAGCAUCCAGGCAGAGGACAGAGAGAGGAAUUCAUUUUCAGAGGGGGAGAUAGUUGAUCAGGGUGGACCAGAGAGCAUCCAGGAGAUCUGCCAGAGGAGGAAGUUGAAGAAGAAGACUCGGUCCUCAUCCAAGGUGGCUGUGGACGUGCCUGUGUUAGGACCUGUAGACACUUUUGACUUCAUGAAGGCAGUGACUCAGGGUAAACUCAAAGUGGUGGAGAAAUAUCUGGAAGAUGGAGGAGACCCCAACUUCAGUGAUCAGUUAAGGAGGACAGCACUGCACUUUGCCUCCAUCGAAGGACACUCUACCGUUGUCCAGAAGCUUCUAGAGAAAGGAGCUAACGUCAAUUCUAAAGAUCGGCUGGAGUCCAGAGCUGUUCACUGGGCCUGUAGAGGAGGAAGCCUGGCAGUCAUCAAGGUCCUCCAGAAACAUGGAGCUGACCUCAACAUCAGAGACAAGCUGAUGGCCAGCCCUCUCCAUGUGGCCACCAGGACAGGCCAUGCUGAUGUAGUGGGAUACCUGCUGAACAGCGGAGCAAAAAUCAACGCCAGAGACAGGGAGGGGGACACUCCGCUGCAUGAUGCUGUGCGCCUGGGCAGAUAUAAGAUACUCAAGCUGCUCAUUGUUGGAGGGGCUGACACCAGGCUCAAAAACCAUGAGGGAUUUACAGCAGUGGAGCAGGUGAAAGAGUGGCAGUUUGACACCAAGGAGACUCUGGAGAAACUGGAACAGCUGAGGGAGGUGGGUCUGGUAUCCCCACUGUUACCUCCCUUACCAGACCACCAAAUCAGCCUUCAGCCCUAAACCUCCACAUCCCCACUGUUACCUCCCUAACCAGUCCACCAAAUCAGCCUUCAGCCCUGAACCUCCACAUCCCCACUGUUACCUCCCUUACCAGACCACCA
Molecule: messenger RNA, 1135 nt
Organism: Coregonus clupeaformis (lake whitefish)
Lineage: Eukaryota; Metazoa; Chordata; Actinopteri; Salmoniformes; Salmonidae
Gene: ankrd2
Product: ankyrin repeat domain 2 (stretch responsive muscle)
Exons: 10
Coding region: 3-1034 (343 amino acids)
Molecular function (GO): protein binding
Source: RefSeq, a predicted model, not a curated record